AUGGAAUCAAUUCUCAAGCUCAUGCCGAUUCAUGAUUUGAAUCUCUAUGCUUCGACCUUUUUCUUAGUCAUGGAUUACAGAAUUCUUGUUACUGGUGCCGCUGGAUAUAUGCAACAUAAGAUUGUCCCACCCCGAAACAUAGUUGCGGUAGUCCGGUCCGACAAGCAAGCUCUCGAACUAUCCGCCUUGGGGAUUGACGCCGUCCAUGUCGACUUGGGGGACACCGGCGCAAUCACUCAACUUGUUCUUGAGAAAGACAUUGAACUCGUAGUUCACUGCGCUAGUGCCACUGACGCUUCUCUCGCGAAGCCGCUCCUCUCGGGCUUGGGAAGGAGAAAUCAGCAGACAGGAAAGGCAGCCUACUUCAUCCACACCUCCGGGGCAAGUGCCUUCGCUGACUAUACAGGUUGGCCUCAUGGCAAGGUCUCCGAUGCUGACCAAGUUCACGCUCUCGUCAAGCAAGUUCCAACGCCAUACGUGGUUAGGGAUACGGAUAAUACCAUUUUUGACUUGUCAUACGAGAACAAUGUCACAAGUUUCAUUGUUGUCCCGCCUAUCAUCUUCUAUAUCCAAGCAGCAAUUGGAAACAAGGCCGUUUACAAAUUCUCUAAGGAUAGCGAAUGGCAGGCUAUUCAUGUCACCGACUUAGCUCGCUUUUACACUAGCAUGAUCCGCAGUAUAGUACAUGGUAAUGCUCCCGUGGGUGGCCCGGACGGUUACUUUUUUGCCUCGGCUCAUAAACUACCAUGGUGGGAUCUGCUUCACUGCCUGGCCAGCCGUCUCCAUGCCAAAGGGCUAGUUUCAACCGCAGACGUCAACGUCUGGCCGAACGAGGAUCUGGUGGCGAAGAGCUUUGGUAUGCCUCUGGAAUAUGUGAGCAUUGGGUGGAAUUCAAACUCUAUUACGCUCUGCCAGAAGGGUGACCUCAUCAGGUGGAAGCCAAUUUGGAAUUAUGCUAUGCUUCUAGAACACAUGGAUGAGGAGAUUGAAAAAGUCCAGCAAGCAGGUCUAAGCGCGAAAAUGAUAAAACUGCCCCCAAAGUUGCGUUAG
Clonostachys rhizophaga is the source of this 1050-nucleotide messenger RNA. Lineage: Eukaryota; Fungi; Ascomycota; Sordariomycetes; Hypocreales; Bionectriaceae. The record is from the annotation of a GenBank genome assembly.